GCCGCUUCCGGCGCGGGAGGAGAUGUGGCGGGCGUGCGGGGCGCUCCGGACGCGACCCCCGGGGGCCCGGGCCUGCGGCGGGGGCGGGGACGUGCCGUACGCGCAGGGCCAGGCCCCGGAGCCCCGGACGCGGGAGUACUUCUACUACGUGGACCACCAGGGCCAGCUUUUCCUGGACGACUCCAAAAUGAAGAACUUCACCACCUGCUUCAAAGACCCACAGUUCCUGGUCACCUUCUUCUCCCGCCUGAGACCCAACCGCAGCGGCCGCUACGAGGCCUCCUUCCCCUUCCUCUCGCCCUGCGGCCGGGAGCGCAACUUCCUGCGCUGCGAGGACCGGCCGGUGGUCUUCACGCACCUGCUGGCCUCGGGCCCCGGGCCCCCGCGGCUGUCCUACUGCGGCGGCGGGGACGCCCUGGCCGUGCCCUUCGAGCCCGCGCGCCUGCUGCCCCUGGCCGCCAACGGCCGCCUCUACCACCCGGCGCCCGAGCGUGCGGGCGGCGUGGGCCUGGUGCGCUCCGCCCUGGCCUUCGAGCUGAGCACCUGCUUCGAGUACCCGCCCGGCGCGGCCGCGAUGCCCUCGCACGUGCGCUGGCAGGGCCGCCGCCUCGCCCUCACCAUGGACCUGGCCCCGCUGCUGCUGCCCGCCGCGCCGCCCUGA
Canis lupus familiaris (dog) is the source of this 661-nucleotide messenger RNA. RefSeq names its product chromosome 13 C8orf82 homolog (gene C13H8orf82). The transcript has 3 exons. The record is from RefSeq and is a predicted model, not a curated record. Lineage: Eukaryota; Metazoa; Chordata; Mammalia; Carnivora; Canidae. The coding region runs from base 23 to 661 and encodes 212 amino acids.